Suillus plorans is the source of this 925-nucleotide messenger RNA. Its product is annotated as PWI domain-containing protein. The transcript is spliced from 5 exons. Gene Ontology annotation, biological process: mRNA processing; regulation of mRNA splicing, via spliceosome. Lineage: Eukaryota; Fungi; Basidiomycota; Agaricomycetes; Boletales; Suillaceae. Gene Ontology annotation, molecular function: RNA binding. The coding region runs from base 43 to 648 and encodes 201 amino acids. Gene Ontology annotation, cellular component: spliceosomal complex. The record is from RefSeq and is a predicted model, not a curated record.
CCUCGCUCUUGAGUUAAUUAUCAACCAAGCUCUGGUCAAGUCAUGGCCGACGCAGGAUUUUUCAAAGGCACUUCUGCAGACCAGGACCGCCGCUUCUCUGACAAAGAGUUGAAGUUGUUAAAGUCUAUGAAAUUUCCAUCAGAGUUUGAUAAAAAGGUGGACCUCAAAAAAGUAAAUCUCAACGUCAUACGCCCAUGGAUCGCCAAAAAAGUCACAGAACUCGUUGGCUUCGAAGAUGAAGUGGUCGUCGAAUAUGCCAUGGGUCUCCUCGACGACCCGAAUCAUACCACUCCAGACCCAAAGAAAAUGCAGAUAAACCUGACAGGUUUCCUCACGGCAUCGACACCCUCAUUCAUGACUGCUCUCUGGUCUUUACUGCUGGAGGCUCAGGAGCAUCCCGCAGGCGUGCCACAGACGUUUGUGGAGGAGAAAAAAGAGGAAAUGCGCAAAGCCCGCGAGGGUGACGUGCGUGCCAUAGGUGAGAGAGACAGGAGGGUCCGUCUCGACGAGAUAAGAGACCAGGAAAGAGGUGAACGUACAGGCCGCGGGCGCGGAAGGGGUAGAGGCAGAGGCAGAGGCGGAUUUGAAGGUGGUGGCCGAGGCAGAGAUAACGGUUGGGGUGGACGUGGUGGCGGCGAUAUCUCGUAGUCCACCGCCCCAUCGCAGGCGCUCCCCAUCUCCGAACUCUCCAUUUGACGCAAGGAGUUCCCGAUCCCCGCCUCCUUCCCUCAGACGUUCGCGCUCUCCGAGGCGUUCCAGAUCUCGCAGUCCUGUGUACCGCCGAAGCUCCCCUCCGCCCCGUAGAUCCCGGACGCGCUCACCUCCUCCUCGUCGCCGACGCUCCUUGACUCCUUCUCCUCGCCGCAGACGUUCGCCAUCGGUUGAAUCUCGAUCUUUGUCGCCUCCGCCACCAAGGAGACGGAGA